Molecule: messenger RNA, 1771 nt
Organism: Heterobilharzia americana
Lineage: Eukaryota; Metazoa; Platyhelminthes; Trematoda; Strigeidida; Schistosomatidae
Source: the annotation of a GenBank genome assembly
ACAUGUUGUUAAAUUCAAAAUGGACUCAAGAAAUGAGGAGAAAAACAAGGUAUAGAACAUUUUAUGACUGAAAACGAAGUUCUAGUACUUGAAUCUGAAAAUGUCGGAGAAGAAGUGCUUAACACAACUUGUACUGAAAAACCUAAAAGAGAUUAUGAGAAUGAAAACCAAAAUGAUCAAGUAGAUCUGAUGGAAGUGCAUGGUUCGGAAAGUUUUGAGGGACAUCUCUCUGAUGACGUUGAGAAUAUUGUUGUCCUUAAAGAAGCAGGGAAGUCAGCCCCGGGAAGUGAUGCAGCACAUGAAGAUGAAAUUAAUGCUGUUAGUGAAUUGUUUAACCUCGACACAAACUUGACUUCAUCAAAUCCGAAUUUGAAAGAAGACUAUUAUGGAAAAACUGAAGGAACCGAAGCUUUUGCAGAGGACACUUUAGGGCAAAAAUCUGAAACCAGUGAGCCUCAAGUACCUACUCUACAAAAGGAAUUGGUUACUGAAUCCUGUUUGUCACCUAAAGAUGCCGGUGAAUUCAAAGGUGACGAGGAUGAAUUGACUAAGGAAGAAGAGAAAAAAAGGCACGAGGAGCUGAUGGAACAGUAUAAGUUAUCUAUAGGCGAGCAAAAAGCUGCGAGAGAACUGAAUCUACAGCUUCAAACUAAAUUGGCUGAGUAUUUUAGGCGCAAAAAAGUUGAUACUUCGGAUCCUCUGAAUUCAACCUCAAGUACUGGUGGUAGUGCAAGUGAUGUUAGUAUAGACUAUGAGCAGCGAUUCGCUAGGUAUGUAUCGAGCCUAGCAGAUCUUCAUCACCAGUAUGAUGAAAUGAAAACUUCAUACAGCAAGCAAAUUGAAGAGCUUAAGAUUUUGAGCGAAAAAAGACAACAGGAAGUCGAUAAAGCAUAUAAAGAGUUUAUGAACUUCAAAUAUAGCAUAGGAAAGGAGGCGGUUCAUAGUCAAACUGGAAAGCCAAUCAACCCUAAGGAACUUACCGCUAUAUUUGAAGCCGAGAAGAAUAAAGAGGCUAUGUUGAGAGAAGUGCGGCUAGAAAACAUUAAGCUGAAGAAUGAAGUUUCAAAGGUGGAGACUCUUUUGAGAUCAAAAGAAGAACUCGCAGGGGGCUUGCAUUUGAUCGACUUUGAACAGCUGAAAAUAGAAAAUCAGACUUAUAAUGAGAAAAUUGAAGAAAGGAAUGAAGAGUUGAGUAAACUCAGGCGAAAAAUUUCGAACAUGGUUCAAAUAACGACUCAUAUUAGAGAAAAGCUUCAAGCUGUCCAAAACGAUAAUAUCAACCAAAGAAAAAAGCUUGAUGAAGCUGAUGUUGAACUUACGCUAAACAGAGAUAAGUUAACGAAAAUGAAGCAAACGAGAGAGCUUCUGAGAGCAGAAAAUGCUCGGCUUCGGAGAUCAUGUGGCUUGCUGGGAAAGAAUACUCUACUACUUAACUAUGAAGAUUCUUAUGAUUCGGUACUACAUAAAAGACAGUCUUUGAAUGAGACAAAACUCAUUACUGCCAACUAUCAACUUCAGACAAAGAGCUUAGCCCAGAAAAUCAGGGAUUUUAAGAAUAAUAAGACAGGUCUGUGAACUUCUUUCAUGGUUUUUAGGACGGGAUUUUGUUGAAUGAAGAGUAUGUAAAGGGACUUGUGGUCUGACGAAUUAUACUAAGUCAUAAUUUCACUUCUAUAUGAUUAGUUGACGUACUGUAACUCUAUAAAAUACGCUGACUAUUUGAAAUCAAAGUUCAAUAAUAAACCAAUAUGAAUUUGAGCAAACAUUCAGG